Messenger RNA from Pipistrellus kuhlii (Kuhl's pipistrelle), 1393 nucleotides. RefSeq names its product LRRN4 C-terminal like (gene LRRN4CL). Gene Ontology annotation, molecular function: protein binding. NCBI's taxonomy places the organism in Eukaryota, Metazoa, Chordata, Mammalia, Chiroptera, Vespertilionidae. Bases 634 to 1356 code for a protein of 240 amino acids. The transcript has 2 exons. The record is from RefSeq and is a predicted model, not a curated record.
UCCUCUCCCUCUGGGGAGUGGGAAGGUGUCGGGCGGGUCUGGAGAGCUGGCCUGCAUCCUUCGGGCCUCGGCUCCCCUCCCUCUCUGUCCACUGGGAGGCAGGAGACAGGAAAUGACAGCCGUGGAUGUGGUAUGAUUUUUACUGAAACGGCAUUUGGGAGCCUCGGCCACAUGCCGUCCAUCUGUUUUCCUCUCUGACACCAGCCAGGUGGCCCCCUCCCUGUCCAUCCCUGGCAUGACUUCAGCCUCUGGCUCCGCCGCUGCUGGCUGCUUUCCACAUUCCAGGCCCUUCCCGAACCCAGGCAUCCGAGCCGCCAGCCGAAAGCACGCGUGUGGCUCCCCCCACCCCCGGCCUGUGACUCAGGCCCUCUGCGGGGACCAGCCCUCUUCUUGGUACUCCCCAGGAAAGCAGGGCAGGGGAAGGGGACUCGCAGUGACCUCACAGCCAGAGGGUAUAAAAACACCGAAAGCGAAGACAGGAGACCUGACUGCGCCGCCUGUUCCUGGAGACCCCGGCCUGCCGUCACUGAGGUCACAGAUUCCCGCUGGCGGGGCCUGCGCGCUGGUGAGGCUGCCUGGGCCGGGAGGAGCCAGGAGCCGGUAGGUGGGGAGCAGGCAGGGCCCCGGACUCCCAUGACAGGCUCCAUGCCGGGCGCGCCCUGCCUCCUGUGGCUGCUCCUGGCCGUCGCCUGCUCCGGGCUUCCCGGGGCGCGGCCCUGGGCCCCGCGGGCCUUGGGGGAGGAGGAGGAAGAGGAGGCCCCGCGGACCCCCCGGCCGGCCGUCCUCUGCGACUAUGACCGCUGCCGCCACCUGCAGGUCCCGUGCGGAGAGCUGCAGGCGGGCCCGGCGCCCUGCCUGUGCCCCGGGCUCUCCAGCCCCGACCGGCCGCCCCUGCCGCCGCGCCUGGCGGACGUGCACGUGUUGGCCGAGGCGGGCGGCGCCGAGGUGCGCUGGUGCGCGCCCUCCUCGCCGGUGCUGCGCUACUGGCUGCUGCUGUGGGAGGGCGGCGGGCCCCCGCGGCGCAGCGGCCCCUUCGACGCCACCGCGCGCCGCGCCGAGCUGCGGGGGCUGCGGCCCGGGGGCGCCUACUUCGUGUGCGUGGUGGCGGCCAACGCGGCGGGCGAGAGCGGCGCGCCCGGGCCCGCGGCGGCCCCCGAGGGCUCCGCGGGCGGCCCUGCCCUGGGGCCGUGCGGCCCGGUGGUCGUGCCCCCGCGGCCCGGGAUCCUGGUGCACGCGGCCGUGGGGGUGGGCGCGGCGCUGGCCCUGCUGAGCGUUGGCGCCCUGGCCUGGCACUGCUGGCUGCGGGAGCGCUGCGGCUGCCCCCGCCGCCCCCGCCAGCCCCGGGGGGUCCACUGAGCCCCCGCCAGCCCCGGGGGGCCCACUGAGCCCCCGC